AUGAACAAGCCCGUCGGGAAGCACUCCCAUGCGGCCAGCGCCGCCGAGCUUCUGCCGUCGAAGAGCGCCAGACCGCGCACCAAACGGCAGCGCCGGGAGGAGCCGGCGCCAGCGGCGGACGUGCAGCGGCCGGCCAGCCCCCGCGGCGGCCCGUCGUCGCCGUGCCCGUCCGCCGCGCUGCCGCCUCCGCCACCCCGCUCUAUGAAGGCCCGCAUCCUGGCCCUGGUCGACCUGGAGAAGAGCAGGAGCUCGCAGGAGAAGGACCGCAGCGCCGGCGAGAAGAACAGCUCGGGGCUGACCGCCCGGGUCGACCAGCAGAAAGCCAAGGGCUCAGCGCUGGCGGCCCGGCUCGACCAGGACGAGAGCAAGAGUGCGAAGGCGUCUGCCCCAGUCGACCAGGAGAAGACCGAGCGGCCGGAGUUAGUCGUCCGGGUCGAUGUGGAGAAGAGCGGCAGUUCUGACAUGGCGGGGGACAAGACGUCACUGGCCGAGCCUGAGUCCAGGGCGAAGUCCGGUCACGGCGAAGGUCGGCGCAGCAAGACUCCUGGCUCCAAGAGGGGCAGCUCGCGACGGCUCACUGCCUUCAUGGUGGUCCGCAAGGUGGAGACAGAGGGAUCAAAGCCCGAAUACGAGUGCAUCGAGUGCAAAAAACACUUCACUACAUUCUCCCACUGGAAGAGCCACGUGCGCUGUCGCACGGGCAAGGCUCGCUUCAGCUGCUCUCUGUGCCCUUGGAGAGGGAAUGCAAAGCAGCAUUACAACUAUCACAUGGACAGGCAUAAAGGCACUCCUCCAUCUCACGUAUGCUCAAUCUGCUCGGCCAAGUUUCUACAAAAGUCCACCUUGGACCGCCACAUGGCCACCCACAGCACAGAGGGCGGUCUGCAGUGUGCCGUGUGCUCCACCCGCUUCACCUGCCAGUACAACUACCAGCGGCACCUGCGCACUCACACCGGCGAGAAGCCUUUCUCCUGCCAGCUCUGCGGCCGGGCCUUCUCCGACCAGGGCAACCUCAAGAAGCACAUGCUGAAGCACAAGGAGAGUGCGGAGGAGCGGUGUCCGGUGUGUCCGGAGCCGCGCCUGUACCGCACGCCGGCCACGCUGUCGCAGCACCUGCGCGAGUGCCAUGAUCUGCCGAGGCCGGCGCAGCGCCACAGCUGCUCCACCUGCGGCAAGCACUUCUCCCGCCGCUCCGACCUGCGCAGACACCAGCGCAUCCACACAGAGGAGAAGGAGUUCGGCUGCCCGUACUGCCGUGUGACCAGCCGGCGGGUGGACACACUGGCGCGUCACAUGGCCGCCUCGCACCGGCUCAGUCGGGACGAAGCGCGCGCCAAGAUCCGCCGCGCGGCCGGCAGCCCGCACGGGCCCAGCAGCGUCGACCAGCGCUCGGCGCAGCAGCUGACCAGCUCCCAGAACCACCUGCGCCAGCUGAUCGGCAACGCCGCCUUUGAGGGUCUGUCCACCAUGUUCGACAACCUGCGGACCAACGUCGUGGCGUGCAUGUCAGCUCACGGCCGCGCCCAGCGGCCGACGGAAGCGGGGCCGUAG
Pollicipes pollicipes is the source of this 1551-nucleotide messenger RNA. RefSeq names its product zinc finger and BTB domain-containing protein 17. Lineage: Eukaryota; Metazoa; Arthropoda; Thecostraca; Pollicipedomorpha; Pollicipedidae. The record is from RefSeq and is a predicted model, not a curated record. Gene Ontology annotation, biological process: regulation of transcription by RNA polymerase II. Gene Ontology annotation, cellular component: nucleus. The transcript is spliced from 7 exons. Bases 1 to 1551 code for a protein of 516 amino acids.